AUGUCUCUUAUAACUUCUUCUCUUUUCUCUUUUUCCUUUUCUAUUUCUUUUUAUAAGCGUCUCCUUUUGAGGUCUUUUCUUACUUCCUCUCUUUCUCUUUUUGUCCUGUCUAGGGGCUUGAUCUUUUCUUCCUUUCUUUCCUUUUCCCAUAAUUAUCUCCCUUUGAGAUUUUUUCCUGCUUUUUUCUUUUCUUUUUCUAUCAGUGACUGGUCUCAGGAUUUGGCGGCAUUCCGCAUACAUCAUCAUUUAUUUCCCCAAAAUUCAAUGUUUCUUUCGUGUUCCACGCGCUUGUGUUCGGUUGUCCAUUCGAGGUUCGAAGAGGGACUUUUCUUCUGCAUAGCCAACCAAAACUUUUGCUUUCAUAGCAAACGGGUUCAUCUAUUCCAUUCAAAGAUGAAUUCUUUUUCUCGUAUUUUCGCAAACACGUCCGUUCGGUCCUUAGGCCUUUUUUCUUGUCACGUGGUCAAUUUUCAAAUAUGA
Molecule: messenger RNA, 480 nt
Organism: Acanthosepion pharaonis
Lineage: Eukaryota; Metazoa; Mollusca; Cephalopoda; Sepiida; Sepiidae
Source: the annotation of a GenBank genome assembly